CGCCUGAAAGUGCCCAGUCGCGCAAGUGCCGGCACCCGCAGUUCCCAGCAGCGCCAAUCGCCACGCCACAAGUCCAGUCGACCGUCGAUCGUGCCCAGCCGCACACGAUGGUCGUUCCAUGAGCGCCGGUUGCGCCAGCCGCACGUCAGGGCUCAAAGUCAUGCCCGGUCGGCCCAGGCUAGCACAUGUUGUGCCAGCGAGGCUUCGUCCACGACCGGUUGUGCCCAGUGGCACGCCAGCAUGCGCGGGCGUCCAUGUCCGUACCCAACCAUGACCAGUAAGGCCCUGUUGUGCCUAAGCCGAGCCCAGCCCAUGCCAGCGACUGCGCCCGAGGCCCUAACAGGCCCUGCGGGGGACCGAGCCAACUAUCAUCCCGAGAAAUUCUCCAGCCAGGGAGAUCCUCGAGUUGUUGACGAAUGGGUUCAGGGCCUUGAAAUGAUUUUCGAGGUCGUGGACUGUCCCGACUGUUAUCACGUUCUUUGCGCACAGAUCCAAUUGACGGGUGACGCACGUCUCUGGUGGAAUGCCUACUACGGAAUGCGUCCAGGUGAAAAUGAAGGUUGUACGUGGGACAGGUUCAAGGAGUUAAUUUGCGAGAAAUAUUAUCCUGCGUACUAUCGAGCUGAAAUGGAGCGCCAAUUUCUGGCACUCAAACAAAGUACUCGUACAGUGGAUGAGUACGAGCGAGAAUUCACUCGACUUGGAGCUUUUAUUCCUGAUCUGGUGAGCACAGAGGCAAAGAGAUCGAGGC
This is a messenger RNA of Striga hermonthica, 751 nucleotides long. The record is from the annotation of a GenBank genome assembly. Lineage: Eukaryota; Viridiplantae; Streptophyta; Magnoliopsida; Lamiales; Orobanchaceae.